AUGAAUUCCUUUUAUUUUCUCAUCAUUUGUUUUAUUUUACUUUAUACAUUUGAUAAUACAAAUGGACAUGAUGAUAGGCCUAAACGGGAAAAAACACAUUUAAAAAAAGAUCCACGAGAUUAUACAGAUAGAGAUGCAGAUAGUCUUUUUGAAGAGUGGGAGGAUAAUGAUGAAGAUAUUUUACCUGAAGAUGAACGAGAUGAUUAUUUUUUUCGUAGUAAAAAUCGACCUAAUAUUCGACCUGAAGAUUUAGUUGGUAAACCACAGGAAGAAAUAAUGAAAUUAUCAAAAAAAGGACAAACAUUAAUGAUGUUUGCUACUGUUUCGGGUUCACCAACACGACGAGAAACUGAACAAAUUACUCAAAUAUGGUGGUCAGGUUUAAAAAAUGCUUUAUAUGAUGUCAAUAGAUAUGUUAUUGAUGAUAAUCGUAUUUUACUUGUUUUAUCUGAUGGUUCACAAGGAUUUGAUGUAAAAGAUUUUCUUGUACAACAAGAUCGUUGUCAAGAAGUUACUAUUGAUAAUAAACCUUAUUAUGGUAAAGGUGCCAAAGAAGAAGAUAAACGAAAAAAGAAAGAUCUCUGA
Rotaria sordida is the source of this 585-nucleotide messenger RNA. The record is from the annotation of a GenBank genome assembly. NCBI's taxonomy places the organism in Eukaryota, Metazoa, Rotifera, Eurotatoria, Philodinida, Philodinidae.